GCGCCCGCCGCCGGCAUGCUGGACCCGUCGUCCAGCGAGGAGGAGUCGGAGGAGCUGGUGGAGGAGGAGAGCGGCAAGGAGGUGCUGGCCCCGGCCCCGCCCGGCGCUCGCCUCUCGCCCAGCCGCACCGGCGAGAGCCCCGGGCCGGGCGCCGGGCUGCAGCCCGGCGGCCGGGCCGGCGCAGGGGCGGGCGGCGGAGGGGCCGGCGGCGGCGCCCGGCCUUCCAGCCCCAGCCCGUCGGUGGUGAGCGAGAAGGAGAAGGAAGAGCUCGAGCGGCUGCAGAAGGAGGAGGAGGAGCGGAAGCGGCGGCUGCAGCUCUAUGUCUUCGUGAUGCGCUGCAUCGCCUACCCCUUCAACGCCAAGCAGCCCACCGACAUGGCCCGCCGGCAGCAGAAGAUAAGCAAGCAGCAGCUCCAGAUAGUCAAGGAUCGAUUCCAAGCAUUUCUCAAUGGAGAGACGCAGAUUGUGGCUGAUGAAGCUUUUAUUAAUGCAGUCCAAAGUUAUUUUGAGGUGUUUCUGAAAAGUGAUCGCGUGGCCCGGAUGGUGCAGAGCGGGGGUUGCUCUGCAAAUGACUCCCGAGAAGUUUUCAAGAAGCACAUUGAGAAGAGGGUGCGCAGCCUGCCCGAGAUUGACGGCCUCAGCAAGGAAACGGUUCUCAGCUCUUGGAUGGCAAAAUUUGACGCUAUUUACCGUGGUGAAGAGGACCCACGCAAACAGCAGGCCAGGAUGACUGCCAGUGCCGCCUCAGAGCUGAUCCUCAGCAAGGAACAGCUGUACGAAAUGUUCCAGAACAUCUUGGGAAUCAAGAAAUUUGAGCAUCAGCUGCUGUACAAUGCGUGUCAGCUGGAUAAUCCAGAUGAGCAAGCAGCGCAGAUCAGACGAGAGUUAGAUGGACGCCUUCAAAUGGCAGAUCAAAUUGCCAAGGAGCGCAAAUUUCCGAAAUUUGUAUCCAAAGAAAUGGAAAACAUGUUUAUCGAGGAGCUGAAGUCUUCUGUCAAUCUGCUGAUGGCAAACUUGGAAAGCAUGCCAGUGUCCAAAGGAGGCUCUGAGUUCAAGUUACAGAAGCUAAAACGCAGCCACAACACCUCAAUAAUUGACCUGGGAGAAGAAAAUGAAAACCAGCUUUCAAAGUCAGAUGUUGUGCUGUCUUUCUCCUUGGAGGUUGUCAUAAUGGAAGUGCAGGGUCUAAAAUCCUUAGCUCCAAAUCGCAUCGUUUAUUGCACUAUGGAAGUAGAAGGCGGAGAGAAACUGCAGACUGACCAAGCAGAAGCUUCGAAACCCACCUGGGGCACUCAAGGUGACUUUACCACAACACACGCACUUCCUGCAGUGAAGGUGAAGCUGUUUACAGAGAGCACCGGAGUGCUGGCUUUAGAAGACAAAGAACUUGGGCGGGUGGUUCUUCACCCUACUCCGAAUAGUCCAAAACAAUCAGAGUGGCACAAAAUGACUGUUUCCAAAAACUGCCCAGAUCAAGAUCUAAAGAUCAAACUUGCAGUCCGAAUGGAUAAACCUCAAAACAUGAAGCAUUCUGGAUACUUAUGGGCCAUUGGUAAAAACGUUUGGAAGAGAUGGAAGAAAAGGUUCUUUGUGCUGGUCCAGGUUAGUCAAUACACGUUUGCUAUGUGCAGUUACCGGGAGAAAAAAGCUGAGCCUCAAGAACUACUGCAACUUGACGGAUACACGGUGGACUACACUGACCCACAGCCAGGUUUGGAGGGUGGCAGAACAUUUUUCAAUGCAGUGAAAGAAGGAGACACAGUGAUUUUCGCAAGCGAUGAUGAACAGGACCGUAUCCUGUGGGUCCAAGCCAUGUACCGGGCCACCGGCCAGUCCCACAAACCUGUGCCACCGACCCAAGUUCAAAAGCUUAAUGCUAAGGGAGGAAAUGUGCCCCAGCUAGAUGCCCCAAUCUCUCAAUUUUCUGGACUCAAGGAUGCAGAUAGAGCUCAAAAGCAUGGCAUGGAUGAAUUUAUCUCUUCCAACCCCUGUAACUUUGACCACGCUUCACUCUUUGAGAUGGUUCAGCGCCUCACUUUGGACCACAGACUUAAUGAUUCGUAUUCUUGUCUGGGCUGGUUCAGUCCUGGCCAAGUAUUUGUGCUAGAUGAGUAUUGUGCACGAAAUGGAGUCAGAGGCUGUCACAGACAUCUCUGCUACCUCAAAGAUUUACUAGAACGAGCAGAAAGCGGAGCUAUGAUUGACCCCACCUUGCUUCACUACAGCUUUGCCUUCUGUGCAUCACAUGUUCAUGGCAACAGUCAACAAAUUACAGAGUUACUUGGUGGGUCACAACCAAAUGCAGACGGCGAGGGGGGCAAAAUGUUGAAUCCCUCUGCCACUGAAGUGGAGACAAAAAAGGAUUCCAAAAAGGAGUCCAAAAAAAGGAAAGAUUCCAAAUCCCAGCCGAAUCCAGAGCCGAAAAGGCCUGAUGGAAUAGGAACUGUAACUGUAGAAGAGAAAGAACGUUUUGAAGAAAUCAAGGAGCGGCUCCGCUUGCUUCUGGAGAAUCAGAUCACCCAUUUUAGGUACUGCUUUCCAUUUGGCCGACCUGAAGGUGCUUUGAAAGCUACUCUAUCCCUACUGGAAAGGGUUCUGAUGAAAGACAUAGUUACUCCUGUCCCUCAAGAGGAGGUAAAAACAGUCAUCCGUAAAUGCUUGGAACAAGCUGCUUUAGUCAACUAUACUAGACUAUCAGAGUAUGCCAAAAUUGAAGGGAAAAAGAGAGAAAUGUAUGAGCAUCCUGUCUUCUGCUUGGCCUCUCAAGUGAUGGAUUUAACCAUUCAGAAUCAAAAGGAUGCAGAAAAUGUAGGCCGGUUAGUCACUCCUGCCAAAAAGCUAGAAGAUACAAUACGUCUGGCAGAGCUGGUAAUUGAAGUUCUACAGCAGAAUGAAGAGCACCAUGCAGAGGGGAAAGAGGCCUUUGCAUGGUGGUCAGACUUAAUGGUUGAACAUGCAGAAACCUUCCUGUCAUUGUUUGCGGUGGAUAUGGAUGCUGCAUUAGAGCUGCAACCCCCAGACUCGUGGGACAGCUUUCCACUAUUUCAGCUCCUAAAUGAUUUCCUCCGUCCUGACUAUAAUUUGUGCAAUGGAAAAUUCCACAAACACCUUCAAGACCUGUUUGCUCCACUUGUUGUUAGAUAUGUCGAUCUGAUGGAGUCCUCAAUUGCACAAUCAAUUCACAGGGGCUUUGAGCGGGAAUCAUGGGAGCCAGUAAAGAGUUUAACAAGUAAUCUGCCCAAUGUGAAUCUACCAAAUGUGAAUCUCCCUAAAGUACCAAAUCUACCAGUUAACAUCCCACUAGGCAUCCCACAAAUGCCUAGCUUUUCUGCACCGUCAUGGAUGGCUGCUAUAUAUGAUUCUGACAAUGGAUCGGGAACCUCUGAAGAUCUGUUUUGGAAACUUGAUGCCCUACAGACCUUCAUUCGGGAUUUACACUGGCCUGAGGAAGAAUUUGGAAAGCACCUAGAACAGCGUCUAAAACUUAUGGCAAGUGACAUGAUCGAGUCUUGUGUUAAGAGAACCAGGAUUGCAUUUGAAGUAAAGCUGCAAAAAACCAGUCGAUCAACAGAUUUCCGAGUCCCUCAGUCAAUAUGCACCAUGUUUAAUGUUAUGGUUGAUGCCAAAGCUCAGUCAACAAAACUUUGCAGUAUGGAAAUGGGCCAAGAGCACCAGUACCAUUCAAAAAUAGAUGAACUAAUUGAAGAAACCGUCAAAGAAAUGAUAACACUCUUAGUGGCAAAGUUUGUCACCAUUCUGGAAGGAGUCCUGGCCAAACUGUCCAGAUAUGAUGAAGGGACAUUGUUUUCUUCUUUUUUGUCAUUUACUGUGAAGGCGGCUUCCAAAUACGUCGAUGUACCUAAGCCGGGGAUGGAUGUUGCUGAUGCCUAUGUGACAUUUGUUCGCCACUCUCAGGAUGUCUUGCGUGAUAAGGUCAAUGAGGAGAUGUAUAUAGAAAGGUUAUUUGAUCAAUGGUAUACCAGCUCCAUGAAUGUCAUUUGCACCUGGUUAACAGACCGCAUGGACCUGCAGCUUCACAUUUACCAACUGAAAACUCUUAUUAGGAUGGUAAAGAAAACCUAUAGAGAUUUCCGAUUGCAAGGAGUGCUGGACUCCACCCUAAACAGCAAAACCUAUGACACCGUGCGAAACCGGCUGACUGUAGAAGAAGCCACAGCAUCAGUUAGUGAAGGCGGAGGUCUACAGGGAAUCACAAUGAAGGACAGUGAUGAAGAAGAUGAAGAGGAUGAUUAGAUAAUUCUGGUCUAGAGGCCCACAUGGUGGUGGCUUCUUCGCCAGUGCAUGUACCUAGUCUAUUGUUCAGUUAGCCACAUUAGGAAUUUUUCUGUCCGCUCUAAAUACCCAUGAGAAUUUUACCAAUACAAUUGCCAUUUUAGCUGUGUGGUAAUAAGAUUAGCACCUCUGUUUGAUUCAUUGGUUUCCUAAUUUCAUAUCUAUAUGUUCAUAAGCAAUAUGGAGCACCAUUGUUUAAUACUGUUAAUGGAAAACUACAUAGAAUACAUGCUAGGUGUGUCCCUGUUAUAAUUAAAGUUUAAACAAUGCUUCAUUAAUGUACUGUAUAUACAUUGAUGGUAAAUUGUUGUGAAGAUGAGUGAAUCAAGUACUUUCAUUUCUUUGUUUCUCUUCUGUGGAUGCCAGCUGCUUAAAAUUAAUAAAAACAGCUUUGUUUUUAAAAGAAAACUGAGGCUGUUACAAAUGAGUUUUUUGUUCUCUGUUCAUUUUUUAAAAAUCCAGUUGUUUGAAUCAUUCUGCAUCCCAGUUAAUAAACCAUGUGCUUCUCCUUAAAGAUACAGUUAACUCCAGAGAGUGUAUGUACCAAUGGAUUAGUAAUUCUGAUUGCCACAACAGGUAAAUCCUGGCAUAAUGGAUAUAUCCAUGCCAUGGAACAGUCCAAAGCAGUUGUUUUAUGUCACCAUUUGCCCCUCUAAGUGUUACAUCUUGUUUGUUUCAAGUAUCUGUGUAUGUAAAAAGGCGACUUUACUUACAAUCUUAGAUUAUAAAAAAGUGUUUAUAAUAAUAUAGGAACUUUUAUUCCAGUAGACUGUUACCAUAACUUAAAUUCCUUUGUUUCACAAUGUUUUUAUCUAUAUGUCAUGUACAUUGCAUUUUGACCAGUAACUGCAUGUCCCUGAUUUCCCCCUCCAGAAGCUGUGUAAAAUAGUGGAUCCAUUUUGCUUUGGCCUUUUAUAAGCCAACAGUUGUAAAAGUGUGGGAACUGUGGCUUUUCAAUAAAUGACUAUUCAGAUGUCCUGAGAAUAAA
Molecule: messenger RNA, 5281 nt
Organism: Chelonia mydas (Green sea turtle)
Lineage: Eukaryota; Metazoa; Chordata; Testudines; Cheloniidae
Gene: CADPS
Product: calcium dependent secretion activator
Exons: 33
Coding region: 16-4254 (1412 amino acids)
Biological process (GO): synaptic vesicle exocytosis; positive regulation of exocytosis; dense core granule exocytosis
Cellular component (GO): glutamatergic synapse
Source: RefSeq, a predicted model, not a curated record